GAACUCAGAUCCCACCUCCUCCCAACACAUGGAUGGUCAACCUCUUUGCCCGCUUUUCCUUUCCGUACUCCAAGGUUUUCUAGUCCACCCACAAUAAAACCUGCCCGGACUGCCCAAGUAUUACCGACUUUCCACGCCCUUUUAUCACACCAUCGAUUUGAGCGAGGUCUCAGCAAGGUUUCCCUUGGCAAAAAAGAAAAAGACCAGUCACCAUGGCUAAAUUCUACGCCACCACCGCCGUGUUAUUCUUCCUUUUCACCCUCAUAGUCGCCCGAUCCCCACUAAAACCACUGGAAAAAGAUGACGACACCACCUCUAAAUCUCAAUCCCUACCUGCCGACCACGAGAGCUCCGUAAUUCGCAUCCCUACGGCGGAGAUUCUCAACGCCGACGAAAACAACCACCGAAUUGAACCUGAUUCUUUGAUCGUUCACUCUGUACCGUUGGAUCUGGCCACCGCUAGAUUCCGUCCGAUCAACCGCCGGUUCUAUUCGAGGACGAAGCAUCCCGUGCACAACUGCCGCCACCACUACCAUCUCAACCGUGACGACUUCUUCAAAGGGAAUUCCGUGGAAAGGAAGGAACGCUUAGAGGUUCCCUACGGUGAUGAUAUGCUCGUUUCCUCCGGUGAAAACAGUGAUUUUGAGGAACCACCAACUUUCCGCGGCGUACGGGGGAUUCCCAGCCGGUGGAUGAGACUGCACCACCAUCAUCAGCACCAACACCAUGACGACGACGACGACGACGACAGUGUUACGAGGAUCAUGUUAAAACGUAAGAUUGUUGAUCGACUCAAUGGAGAAAAUAAGUGGAAGAAACAUUUUGGUGGUGAAAAUGAGAAAGCAAAGGAUGAGAAGAAAGUGAAAAGUAAUAGUUUGAUGAAGAGCAUGCGCAAGUUUUUAGAUCGUUAUUUCUAGAUUUUGAUUCACCUAUCUAGUUAGUAUGCAAUGGAUCAGCCAUAUAGAAAAUAAAAUAAAAUAAAAUAUUUGUAUUAUUAUUA
Molecule: messenger RNA, 1000 nt
Organism: Olea europaea var. sylvestris
Lineage: Eukaryota; Viridiplantae; Streptophyta; Magnoliopsida; Lamiales; Oleaceae
Exons: 1
Coding region: 213-917 (234 amino acids)
Source: RefSeq, a predicted model, not a curated record